AAUAAUUCAAUGGAUCCUGAAGAUGAUUAAGAAAUUAUAGAUUCUAUAGUAAAUGGUACUCAACGCACUUAUUUCUUAGCUUUAGAAAGUGAUGAAGAAAGAUCCUUUUCACCUUCUUAAACUAGAUCAGAUACUAAUAGAACUUAUUCUCCAUAAGUUAAGAGAUUACAAUAACCAUAGUAUUAAAUACUCAUAUUAAUAGAUAUUCAAUCAAAAAAAUUUAAAGUCCUAUUAUAGGAUUCAAAUUAGAUUGUUGGACAAUUUAGACAUUUAGUUUAGAUGAUGACUUAUAUUUAGAUGGAGAUUUAGUAUACAUUAAUUUAUAUAUUAGAUUCUCAAAUGUAAAGAUUAAACUAAUAGCAGAAAAAUAUAAAGUCUAUUUGAAAAAGGAAAUGAGGAACAAAGAGAAUUUAUAUUUUUAAAAUUAUUACCUGGUAUUGCAUCACUUGCUAAUGAUAUAUUUGGAAACUAUGUUGUUUAAAGAAUUUUAGAAUAAGGAAAUCAAUAAUAGAGAGAAUUGAUUUUUGAGCAUUUAUCUUAAUCAAUUUUAGUUUUAAGUUACAAUACUUAUGGAUGUAGAGUAGCUCAAAAAUUAUUAGAAAUAUCUUAUAAUACCAAUAAAUUUGAAUAAAUAUUCAAGAUAAUAUCAUCUUAAAUUAGAAAAUUGGUUAUUGAUACUAAUGGAAAUCAUGUCAUUCAAAAAAUUGCUGAAUUAGUUAAAUCAUAAAAAACUGAUUGGUUAAUUGAAGGUGUCUUAGGAUAAAUUUAAAAAUUAUCUAAUGAUUCACAUGGAUGUAGAUUAAUUUAAUAGAUAUUGGAAUUAUCAUCUAUUUCAUAAGUAAUCAUAUAGAUUAACAAAGUUAAAUGAAAUUUAUAAAGAAUUAUUAUCCUUAUAAGAUGAAUUAUGCUUGUCCUAAUAUGGAAAUUAUAUAAUUUAAAUCCUUUUACAGAAAGGCCCUACUGAUGUUAUUAAUCAAAUUUAAAAUACUAUCAUUAAAAAUUUAGAGAAAUUGAGUUGUGAUAAAUUUGGAAGGUAUUUUCAAAACUUUCUAUUAUAGCAAUGUGGUUGAUAGAAGUGUUAACAUAUCUAUUUAUAUGAGAAAAGAAAUCCUUAAAGUAUUCAUACAUAAUAUGAAUAUCUUUUAUAAAUUAUCUAAUAAUUGUUAUGGUAAUUAUGUAAUAUAGAAUUUCUGCAAAUAGCUUGAAUUAAAUUAACUAUUAAAAUUAUCAUAUGAUUCAACUUAAUUUAAUACUCAAUUUGGUUAGCAUGUAUAUUAAACAUUAUAAAAAUUGAAAAAUUGA
Messenger RNA from Paramecium sonneborni, 1302 nucleotides. The record is from the annotation of a GenBank genome assembly. NCBI's taxonomy places the organism in Eukaryota, Ciliophora, Oligohymenophorea, Peniculida, Parameciidae.